AUGACUUACGGGGGAGGCAAGUCUUCGGCCCUACAUGAGGUUUCCGCGCUUGUUCUCGAUAUUGGUACCUCCACGACGCGUGCUGGUUAUGCAGGCGAUGACACCCCUAGAACCGUGUUUUCCACUACAUACGGAUACGUGAAAGAAUCGGAGCCUCUGGCUGACCCUGGUGCACCGUCCAACGCACGUUUGUUCAUUGGGGAUCAUGUCACUGAGUGGAGAGCCAACAUGGAGGUUGCAAAUCCGAUGAAGGAUGGUAUAAUUAAGGAUUUCACUGCGGUUCCCUCCAUCAUCUCGCAUGCGUUUGUAACCAAAAUGGAUUGUAGCCCGGCCGAGCAUCCUGUUAUGGUGACUGAGGCGCCUUGGAAUACUCCAGAGAAUCGCCAGAGGAUGGCAGAAAUUUUGUUCGAAGAAUUCAAAGUCCCUGCAUUCUACAUCGCCAAUAAUGCAGUGCUGAGUUCAUUCGCGUCAGGAAAGGGGACGUCUUUGGUCAUUGAUGUUGGAAAGAGCAUGGUCAGCGUUACCCCCAUUUCUGAUGGCUUCGUCUUGAGGAAAGGAAUGUCAUGCUCCGCCCUCCCUCCUCAAGUACAGUCAACAGCAUUUAGAAUCCUCACCACCCCUAGCAAUCAUCCAAUAUAUCCACGACCCCCGAUCCAACUUCUUCCUUAUCAACUCAUCGCCUCCAAGAAAGCAGUUGAGAUAGGACGACCUCAUCAAGCCAUUUUCCGUGAAGAUAGGAUAUCGCAAGCCACGGAAAGCUGGAGACAAUGGGCUGAAGCCCGCGAGGCUGAGGAGUGGAUUGCGGCCGCUAAUGCUGUAAUUGAAAGUGGGUGGACCGAAGUGGCUGCCCACGCAAGACCCCCCCGCCAUUAUGAAUUCCCCACUGGGUAUAAUGCUAUGUUUGCGCAAGAUCGAUUUAUUCCUGGGGAAAUGUAUUUCAAACCGCCAGCUCAGACUAAUCCCAAUGUCCCCCGGGCGCCAACGAUCCCUGAGAUGAUCACGACAACAAUGCAGAGCGUCGAACCCGACUUGCGCGCCGCGCUUCUCAAUCACGUAGUCCUGACCGGUGCGGGCUCGAUGAUGCAGGGGAUGAGCGACAGGAUUUUCAACGAGCUGCAGCAACUCUUCCCUGCCCAAAAAAUAAAAAUGCACGCUCCGGGAAACCCUACGGAACGCAAAUAUGCCGGAUGGCUGGGAGGCAGUAUUCUUGCAAGUUUGGGGACUUUCCACCAACUAUGGGUCAGUGCGGAGGAAUGGCAAGAACAUGGUGCGUCAAUAGUGAUGCAGAGAUGCAAAUAA
Cantharellus anzutake is the source of this 1299-nucleotide messenger RNA. RefSeq names its product brg1-associated factor b. Gene Ontology annotation, molecular function: chromatin binding. Bases 1 to 1299 code for a protein of 432 amino acids. The transcript has 10 exons. Gene Ontology annotation, cellular component: SWI/SNF complex; NuA4 histone acetyltransferase complex. The record is from RefSeq and is a predicted model, not a curated record. Lineage: Eukaryota; Fungi; Basidiomycota; Agaricomycetes; Cantharellales; Hydnaceae. Gene Ontology annotation, biological process: regulation of transcription by RNA polymerase II.